GGGGGGGGGGUUGCAAAGAUCAGAACCGAGAGAAAGUGCAGCAGCGAGAGACAGCGGGAAGUUGAGAAUCCGGCUUUAUUUACAGAUCACUUGUCAAAAGGAGCAAUUUAAGGGGAAUACGCCCGUUCCUGUGCCGUGACAGGCGAGGUGGCUGUUUAGACGGGGGGAGAGAGAAAAAAAAAAAAAAAAAAAAGAAGCAAAAGACAAGCAUGAACCUGAGUGCUAGCUAGUCAAACAGACUUUUUUUUUCUGUUGAAGACACGCAGAAGCAGAGGGUGGCGAGGGAGGCGAGUGGGUGUUAAGUGACUUCAUUUGUAGUCUAUUUAAGGGAUGUUUUACUUGUCCUCGUGCUGCUCCUCCAUCACCCGAUACCGCCUCUGCCGUCUAUAUACUUCCCCAACAUGCACUAUUAUUUUUUUUUUGUUGUUGUUGUAAAUAGCAAUUAUUUCCCGUCAUUCGGCUAAAAAAGGUGUUUGCUUUCAGCCCCGCUUCCAAAGCGAGAAGUGCAAGUCCGCACUUAAUUCAACAUCCGUGUCCUGCUCUUUUCACAUCCUUUUUUUUUUUUUUUUUGCGUGAGAGUAUGACACUUUUUUUCAAUGUUUGGAAAGUCGUCUAACAGGGCGUUAAGCUUCAUCCGUCAACUGCUGCCCGCAAUAUUUUUUUUUGGGUGUCAUUAGAGGGCUUUGUUUCAUUCAAAUAAAGGUUGAUCCACCCUUUGUUCAAAUGAGAGCGCGUCCAGGAUAUCGAGUCUUGACUGCAGAUACCUUAUCCUGUUCUCGGCGGCAAUAAAUAACAAAACAAGUCCUCAGACAAACUUUGACCUGAUAAUGACACUUGUGAUAUUUUAAUGGCGUGCCCGCCUGAUGUGAUCAGCGCUUUCUGCGUGAUAAAGCGUCUUUACACCUUGAGCAAUAUUUGAUAAAACAAAAAUAAUAACGUGAGCCGGGAUAAAGUUCCCGCCUGCCUUCACCUCAGUCCCUUCUUAUCACCGAAGCAGAAUCUGACAAACGUGCUGUGCUCAUUCUCCUCCUAAUGAGACAUUGCACCCCUUUGUCGAGUCUUUAACAAUCUUUUUUUGUUUUGUUUUGUUCUUCCCCUUUCCCCCUUGCGUGAUGUUUUUAAAACAAACACGUUAGAUUUGGCGUUAACAAGAUGCAGCGCGCGCAAGGCAAACACGGGCUUGUUUAGACUCUUGACAGUCACAUUCAAACUUAUUAUCCUCUGGGGAUUGUGCCCUUGUUGGAAGACAAACACAAGAGAUGACGCUCCUUCGGCGGGACGGCUCAUAAUGCACCCAGUAUUGAUAUUACGAUGUGAAAAGUGACCCUCAAGUAGGAGAGAAACUAGAAAUUCCCCACCGCAGACUAGCUGAGAGACUUCAAAUUUAACAUGGCGGUGUCAAUGAGCACCGCUUUCUCUUUAAAAAAAAAAAAAAACUCCUGUUAGAGCUGAAAUAUGAGCGCCAGCAGGCACCCAUGAUGUGUUUUGUGUGCUUAUGCGCACACACACACACGCAGUCACACACACUCACACACACAUGCACGCACGUACGCACAUAGGGCACAAAGCAAGUGUUAUCACUGUUAACAGCAGCACAAAACAGUUGAUGGCCUGUGUUGUGUUUGAGUGGAAAUUUGUGUGUCCAGAAACCCCCACAUUCACCCCCCCCACCCCACCCCCACCACCACCCCUUCCCUUUCAGCAGCUGCUGUCGCACUGUAACUCUGCCUUGCUGUGUGAACGUGUGUUUGUAUGAGUGUGUGUGAGAGCGAACGAGAGAGAGAGAGAGAGAGAGAGAGAGAGAGAGAGAGAGAGAGAGAGAGAGUCCGACAACAGUACCACACACUUGAGGGGCCAGGAGCCAAGUCCAACAGGACUGAAAAGGGCCGAGGGCCAGCUCCCUGAGCAAAUCGCCCACUUUACACCUGUCUCUCUCUCUCUCUCUCUCUCUCUCUCUCUCUCUCUCUCUCUCUCUCUCUCUCUCUCUCUCUCUCUCUCUCUCACACACACACACACGUGCACACAGGCAAACUCAGCAGUCUUGCUGUUCAGCGCAGGGUUCUCAUUGUAGCAGUGACGGGAGGGGGGGGCAUCCGUUAAGUGGCUCGCUCUUCCUGUGUGUGUGUGUGUGUGUGUGUGUGUGUGCGUGCGAGCGCACGCUGUUCCUCAUAUGUCUGUGUGGUGAAGAAAAGCGAUGAAGGACCCCUACCGGUAAAGUGGGUACACUUGCGCAGCUUCGACAUCUGUGCUCAGAGGAGGAGGAGGAGGAGGGGGGGGGGGGGGUGGAGGCAGACAGUGAGAGAGGAGGAGUAGGAGGAGGAUGAGGAGCACAGAGUAGGAAAGAGGAGAAGAGUGUGAAGGAAAGAGAGAGAGUGAGAGAGAGAGAGAGAGAGCAGAGCCCCGGCGCUCAGCACUUGAGGAGAAAAUGCCUUGUUUUGUGGAGAGAAUCCUUCCAGGGCAGGAGGGAGAGGUGAGGCAGAGCGCGGAGGGCGGUCCGCUGCCAGCUGAAAGGAGUUUAUGCACUGAAACGACCUCAGGAAAACCCAAGAUGGCCGCCAAAAGGAAAGGUGGCCUAAAACUCAACGCUAUCUGUGCCAAGCUGAGCCGGCAGGUGGUGUUUGACGGUAGCUCGCAAAAUGCGGAGGGCGAGCAGAGCGUAGCUGAAAACAGCGAGCGCGGCAGUUCCCACUACGAUGAUAGCGAGACCAACUUCCGCGAGAGCCUGAGUUUGAGUCAGAGCCUGGAGGAGGACCAGAAGAGACGCGAGGCGAUCGAAAAGUGGGUGAACGGCGAGUACGGCGACGAGCCGCCGGCGCACGAGGGCGGUGACGAGCAGGAGCACGAGCUCCACGACGCCGACGAUGAAGACGCCCCUCCCGAAGGUGUCUACAUGGUCCAGCCCAAAGGCUGCAGCGACGAGGAGGACAACAACAUUGGCGAGGAGGCGGAGCCCUUGCUCGGCUCUCAGGAUGGCAGUUACCACGACGACAAAGAUGCUGAAGACGGGCUUUCCAAGCCCGACGCCUACAUGCCGCCGAGCGAGGCCCCCACCCGCCAACCGCCUUUCUCCUCUCCAGGAGAAGCGUCUGCCCUCCGAGACUAUGCAGCCAACACCAUGAAUGAGUUUUUGGGAAUGUUUGGCUAUGAUGACCAUCAUAUGCGGGAUGAGCUGAACAAGAAGCUCAGCUUUGAGAAGCUCAAAGCCGCUACCUCAGACCCCUCGUCCCUCAGUAGCGAAGAGGCCUCUCGCCGAGCCCGCUUCACCAAGUAUGAAGAGUACAUCCGAAAGUUAAAAGCUGGUGAGACCCUGCCUUGGCCCAUGCAUGCUUCCCCACCCAAACCAGAUGACCUCAAUUCAAAAGUCUCCCAAGACAAAAGUCCAACCAUGCUCCAGACCUCUGGCGGCCUCCCGGCGGCCGAAGCUCAGAUCUACCCCACCGGUUUGGAUCACAAGCAGCAAGGAGGAGCUCCACUGGCUUCCGCACAGCCAUCGAAUCCCUCUCACUUGCAGAACAUGGCCUCCCGGGCCUCCAAAUAUGACUUCUUCAUUCAGAAACUGAAAAUGGGUGAGAGUAUACAGCCCAAUGGUAAUGCUUUUAAACGACCCUCCAAAUAUGACCUGGAGAACGUCAAGUUCCUGAACCUUUUUAAACCGGGUGACGGCAGCCCUGACAUGGGCGGGGCCAUCGCCUUUAAGACUGGUAAAGGCGGGCGCCCUUCCAAGUAUGACAUCAGAACAAUGCAAAAGAUGAUACCAGGAAAUCCCGAAGGCUCGCUGAUGCCCAAUAUUCUUGCAACCGCGCCGGGGAACCCGGGAGCUCCCGGUGUCCCUGCCAUGGGCGCGGCUGGGGCCAGCAUUGCACCGGGACUCGCCGUGGACCAGACGGGCCAUAUAAGCUUCACCACAUCAGACUACCUGAAGUCCAGCUUUUCCAAAACUGACUCCAUCACCACUGGCACUGUGUCCUCCGUUAAGAAUGGCCUACCACCAGAUAAACCUGCCAGCGACGACGUCAACCUCUACCAGAAAUACAUCGCCAGGUUUUCCGGAAGUCAACAUUGUGGCCAUGUGCACUGUGCCUACCAGUACAGGGAGCACUACCACUGCAUGGACCCCGAGUGUAACUACCAGGUGAGCAGGUUUACCAGUAAGCAGGAUGUGAUCAGGCACUACAACAUGCACAAGAAGAGGGAUAAUUCCCUGCAGCACGGUUUCAUGCGUUUCAGCCCCCUGGAUGACUGCAGCGUCUACUACCACGGCUGCCACCUCAAUGGCAAAAGUACUCAUUACCACUGCAUGCAGGUGGGCUGCAGCAAGGUGUACACCAGCACCUCGGAUGUCAUGACGCACGAAAAUUUCCACAAAAAGAACGCCCAGCUGAUCAAUGAUGGCUUCCAGAGGUUCCGUGCCACUGAGGACUGCGGCACUGUAGGGUGCCAGUUUUAUGGCCAGAAGACGACGCACUUCCAUUGCAGGCGCCCCGGCUGCACAUUCACCUUCAAGAACAAGUGUGAUAUCGAGAAGCACAAGAGCUACCACAUCAAGGAUGACGCCUAUGCCAAAGAUGGCUUCAAGAAGUACUACAAGUACGAGGAGUGCAAGUACGAGGGCUGCGUGUACAGUAAAGCGACCAACCACUUCCACUGCAUCCGCUCGGGCUGCGGGUUCACCUUCACCUCCACCAGCCAGAUGACCUCCCACAAGCGCAAACACGAGCGCCGGCACAUCCGCUCCUCCGGCGUCAUGGGCCUCUCUUCCACCUUCCUGGCCCCAAAAGACGAGCCGGAAGAAUCGAGCAACGAUGACCUGAUGGACUUCUCGGCCAUCAGCAGCAAGAACUCAAGUCUGAGUGCCUCGCCAACCACCCAGCAGUCCACCACUGUAUCCCACCUCAUGGCCACACCCACUACUGCUGUCUCCUCCUCCUCAUCGGUGGGCCACGCCCUCAAACCGACGUCCGCGCUGCCCAGUGUGGGCCAGCGUAUGUCCAGCCUGCUGUCCCAGGCCUUGCCCAGCAACAUGCCGGUGGCCCUCUCUCUGUCCAACAGCACCAUGGCUACUUCCAGCCCCUUCUACCCACUCAUACCCAGGUUGCCUGUCCAGCCUCCUCCGCAUGCUGCCAGCCUGUUAUCCGCCGUAUCAUCCGGUGGCCAUUCCAUGUCCACCGACUCGCUGACCCAAGGCUGCUCUACGGCGGGGGCGGACGGAGCCAUGGCAUCCACCCCAACCUCCUUCUCCACCUCCUCCAUCAUGGAGAAGAUCUCAGCCAGCAAAGGUCUGAUAUCGCCCAUGAUGGCCAGGCUGGCUGCUGCUGCUCUGAAACCUUCCAACGGACCAGAUGCAGGGAGCGGGCAGCCGGUGCCAGUCAGCCAGUUUCAUCUGGCUCAAGUCAAACAAGAACCAGCGGAAGCCAACUCGGGGGCCUCGCAAGACUCCACACAAGAACACAGUUUGGACCUGAGCAAGAAAGACACCAGUAGUAAUGAAUCAAAUGGACAUGCCGUACCGGGGAAUGCAUCUCUUUUAUCCUCGCUUAUGAAUAAGAUGGCACAGGUGAACCCUGCACUCUUCAACGCCAUGCACCUGAAGACGGAGCUGGAGGGCGGCCAGGCCGGCGAAAAUUCAGAGGUGGCCCAGUACCUGAGCCAAGUUCUGAAGAGGCCCCAGUUCGACAAGCCCAGCGAGAUCUGGAGGACUUACCUCCGCAGGUUUGACACAGAUGACUUCUGCGAGGCUCAGUGUGACUUCCUCCAGAAAGUGCACUUUCACUGUCUAGUCGAGGACUGCGGCGCUCUCUUCAGCACUGUGGACGGAGCCAUAAAACACGCAAACUUCCACCUCCGAGCCACUCUGAAAGUGAAGUCGGAGCCUCCGUUUAGCGAGGGCAAAGUGUCCGGCGAGGGCGGUCCUCUGCGGCCCGCUGCCCCCGUCUCCAUGGCCAACAACCCCUCAGUGGAUGUGACGCAUAUCCCCUCGUCCGGUGGCUACAGCUCCCCUCCUCCCUCCCUGUUGGCUUGGAAGCAGCUGACCGGCAGCAUCCCCCAGAUGCCGGCCUCCAUGCCCAACCUGCCGGCCAACUCCCCUCUGGCCACCACCUCGUUGGAGAAUGCAAAGCCGCAAGUCAAACCUGGUUUUCUGCAGUUCCAGGAAAAUGAUCCCUGUUUGGCAACGGACUGCAAGUACUCCAACAAGUUCCACUUCCACUGCUUAUUCGGGAAUUGCAAGUACGUGUGCAAGACGUCCGGCAAGGCCGAGUCCCACUGUUUGGACCACAUUAACCCCAACAACAACCUGGUCAACGUCCGCGACCAGUUCUCCUACUACUCCCUUCAGUGUCUGUGUCCCAACCAGCACUGUGAGUUCCGAAUGAGGGGCCACUAUCACUGUCUGCGGCCCGGAUGCUACUUCGUCACCAACAUCACCACCAAGCUGCCAUGGCACAUCAAGAAGCACGAGAAGGCUGAGCGCCGCGCCGCCAAUGGCUUCAAAUAUUUCACCAAGAGGGAGGAGUGCGGGCGACUUGGUUGCAAAUACAACCAAGUCAACAGCCACUUUCACUGCAUCCGCGAGGGCUGCCAAUUCUCCUUCCUACUCAAGCACCAGAUGACUUCACACGCACGCAAACACAUGAGACGGAUGCUUGGGAAGAACUUUGAUCGCGUCCCAUCCCAGGUGAUGCCACUGAGCCAGAGGCCCGAUGACCUGCAUCAUGGCAUGGUGUCGGGAGCCAUGGCGGCCCACUCCGAUAUCACUUCCAGUUACUCCUCUGCCACCGUCGAGGACGCUGACGAUUACGUGGACUACAUGGGAGGCGGUGGCAGCCCCUUGGGUAUCUCGUCCGAGUCGUCCAAUCAAGACCGCAGCUGCACCAGCACCCCAGUGGGCAAUGAUGGCUCCCCAGCAGGACUAGGCUGCCCCACCACCACCACCACCACCACCACCACCACCACCCCUGCUGACACUAGCCAAAACGCUCCUCCUUCCUCACCUCCUCCUGCUCCUCUUCCACCACCGCCACUUCCACCUCCUCCUUCCGUACCGCAAGCCGGCCUGCCGGCCCAGUCUCAGGCUACAUCACUGUCUCCUGCUCUGCUCCGACCACCCUUGCCCUCGCUCCCAUACCUCCUCUCUCCAUCCUGUCUGUCAUACUCUCUGCUCAGCGCCUCUCUGGGAGCCACUCUGAGUGUUGUCAUGCCAACCAACACACCAGCUUACAGCCCCGUCAUUGCCACUCCGUCGCCGGUUAAAAAUGACGUCCCUAUAGUGCAGGACGCCGCAGGAAACACCAUCUCCAUCCCCACCGCCGCCGGAGCCAAGAAGCGCUUCUGGAUCAUCGAGGACAUGUCCCCGUUCGGCAAGCGCCGCAAGACGGCGUCCUCGCGCAAGAUGCUGGAUGAAGGGAUGAUGCUGGAGGGCUUCCGGCGCUACGACCUGUACGAGAACUGCAAGGACUCGGGCUGCCAGUUCUCCCUGAAGGUGACCCACUACCACUGCACCCGCGAGAACUGCGGCUACAAGUUCUGCGGCCGUACCCACAUGUACAAGCACGCCCAGCACCACGACCGCGUGGACAACCUGGUCCUGGACGACUUCAAGAGAUUCAAGUCCACGCUGAGAUGCAACUUCCUGGAUUGCCAGUUUUCGGGCAACAGCACCCACUUCCACUGCCUGCGCUGCGGCUUCCGUUGCACCGACAGCACCAAGGUGACGGCCCACCGCAAGCACCACGGCAAGCAGGACGUGAUCAGCGCCGCCGGCUUCUGCCAGUUCAGCUCCAGCGUGGACUGCGAGGUUCCCGACUGCAAGUACAAGCUCAAGUGCUCCCACUUCCACUGCACCUUCCCUGAAUGUAAGCACACGGUGGUGGGGAUGUCCCAGAUGGACUCCCACAAGCGCAAACACGAGAAGCAGGAGCGUGGCGAGCUGCCGUCCGUGUCGCCCAAACCGGAAGCCGUGCACCACCUGGCCUCCUCGGCCGGCCCUCAAGCCUCCCUGGCUUUGACCGCGUCCCGUGGACUCACCCACCACGUCGGCAACAGCGCCGCCCCCUGCAUGCUCUACUCGAGCGGCGGGCCCGAGUACGGCCACCCGUACCCGCCGUCUUCCAUCAGCCUGGACGGAUCCCUCAACCUGGGCACGGACAGCGGCAGCUCCCUCUUCUUCCUCAAGAACGCCAGCGGUCUGGGUCUCAAUGACUCGCUGGACCUGAGCAAGAAGAUCCACCGCAACGCGCCCCUGGGCAUGCUGGCCGCCCAGGACGACACCACCGGAACGUCCGGGGAGGCCGAGGAAGAUCUGUCGCCCGAGGAGGAGGCGCGGGCCGAGGACGAAGAAGAGGACGAGGACGACGACGACGAUGCGGAGCUCAACACCGACUCAAACGAUGAUUCGGCGGCAGAGCCCGAUGAGGAGAAGGACGACGGGGAGAGUUUCGAUGCUUCCGUUAACCACACUGACACUUGCCAACUGUCCAAACAAGUCGGCGACCCCUGAAGAAAAAAAAGGAAACAAACAAAACCUCGGCGAAAAGCAAGCCGAUGAAACGCUUAAGCAAACAAGAACGAAAGAGGCCUCAUUCAUCAUGUUUGGAGACUUCGCAUGACGACAAGGAACAACUGCAGCGAGGACAAUGGAAGGAAAAAGAAGACGACGGCCCAAUUGUGAUUGAUGAUGAUGUUUACAAGAUGACCAACAUGAUUCAUACAAUAAUGCAUUAAAAAAAAAAGAUGAACGCAGACACACGCAAUUGGGCCCGGUUUACACUUGGGAGUGGCAAUGUAAAACAUUUUACUACACAUCGGUCUUUUUGUGUGCGUGCAUGUUUGACAUUAAUUUAUUUCAAUUUUUAUUUUUCACGUUUUUGUGUGUGUGGGGGGGGGGGGGGGGAAACAACAACAAAAAAAAAACAACAACAGCAAAUCUCUCCAUCGAACGAUCUCUGUCAAGUGUGUGACGAAAAGAAAAGGAACUUUGACCUCUCGGGCCAACCCCCCACGUGAACCUGCGAGGAAGCACACGUUUUAAAAGACAACAAAAGGGAAGUGAAUCACUAAGGAAGAACAGGAAGUGUUCAAACGAUUUUUUUUCUUGUAUUAUGUAUAAUUGUUAUUAUUAUUAUGAGACACAAAGAGAGUGGGGGAGUCUCACUUCUGUCACUCUCUCUAAGACGUUGGACUUGUUUUUUGGGGGAGGCGCGCAAGCUAGCAACCGGGCGCUUUGGGCCGCGAGUUCCGCUGAGCACCGCCUGACUCGGGCUGACAUUCUGCUGGAAAAGGCACCAAAUAAGCAGCCUGUGUAAUUUAACCCCCCCUCCCAUCUCACAUCCUCCCACCCACCGUCUUUGGCGGAAGAGAAAUCAACCCUGUGUGUGGAUAGUGCACUUUUCUACUAGCUCACCAUGAUGCAAAUCGAGUGGCGGCGGAUGACUCGUGUUUAUUUUUGUUACCAUUUGCAUUACGAUGUUGUUUUGUUUGCUGUCAGUGAGAAGCAUAUCAAUCUGUAAGCUGAAUUCAUAAACGUGAGGUGGGUGGGGGUUUGGGGGGGGGGGGGGGGUCAGUAGUUGAUUAGAGGCAGAGCCGGAUGGAGGGAGGAGCAUCAGGUAGUGUAUUUAAUAUUGGAGAAAAAAAAAUGUACAGACCGAAACUGCCUCAAAUGGCGUUACCUUUCUCUCCCCCCACCCCUACCCUAUCCACACCCCCGCCCUCCCCCGCCCCGCUCGCUGUCAUGGCUGUAACGGUCGAGCUCCGGUUGUGAUGGUUUUUAUUUAAUAUUUAUGUGAACUUCCAAAAAUGAGAAUUUUUUAGGGUGUUAUUGCACUUUUUAGUUUCAUUUUACCAUUCGGGGAUUAAAAAAAAAAAUAAUAAUAAUUCUAUAUAUAUGAUAUAUAUCUUUUUACAGGGAAUUUGCUUUAAAAUGACGUUGUUUUAGUUCACUUUGCUUUUAAUGCACAAAUAGGUGUUAGUGCGACAAAAAAAAUGUUUUGUGAUUUAUUUAAAAAAAAAUACAAGCUGUUUUGUUUCUUAUUUUGCUUCUUUUAUUCUGAUGGGGAAAUUUUGGUAACAAGAAAAUGUGUAUGCCAGAUAAAAAUGGCAUGCUUGCAAGAAACACUAAUAUGGACUGUGAGUUUAAGUUUUAAACUUCAUGGCAAUGCUCUUCUUGUAGUGCUAAAUUAUGAAUCACUCUGGUUUAUAUGGAGCAAAUAUGUACGACUGAGGAGUGGACACACUGGUUAUAAAUGAUCUCCUGAGCUUGGCAUUGGAAAUAAAUAUCCAUCAUAUAGGGAAUGAUGAUGUGUGUAGAUGAUUUUCCUCCAGCUAUUGUUUAAAGAAGAAAAAAAAGAGGCUGUACAGUAUUUUCCUCUGUAAAAAAAAACAAACAAAAAAUGCUCUUUGAGGAAAUUUUAAAAACAAAACCAUAAGAAGGAAAAAAAGUGAAUAAUAAAAAGAAUACAAAUAAUGUCAUAGUUUGCUUGUGUGUGUGUGACAUUUCUCAAUUAUGACCGGUUCCGAUUUUUUUUUUUUUUUUCAAAACGGUUCAUACUGAACAUCUUUGGCUUCCGUUUUUAGGCAUUUUCUUAAACAAUGUCAAAGCUCAAACUCACUGAUUAGAAUGUGUAUGGUUUAUUGAACAAUGUGUUUUAUUCAUUUGUCGUUUUUGUGUGUGUGUGUGUGUUUGUGUGUGCGUGUGUGUGUGUUUUUCCUCAUGAACUGAACUUUUUGUUUGGUUUCUAUUUGUAGUUUGCUGUGGGCAUGCCUCGUUCACAGACUGUCUCCCGGGACUCUCUCGCAAAGCAAGAGAUACUCCGAAAUUUCUUUUUGACAUCUUUUUUUUUCUCUUUUUCUGACAACUGUAGGAGCUGGGAGACAAUAAUCACUUGAAUUUAGUUUGUAUGUUUGUAUGUGUGUGGCUGUACAAUUGCAGGAUUUGUAAAAAGUUGGAAAUAAAGAAAAUAUAUAGUGAUGA
This is a messenger RNA of Hippocampus zosterae (dwarf seahorse), 10963 nucleotides long. RefSeq names its product castor zinc finger 1 (gene casz1). NCBI's taxonomy places the organism in Eukaryota, Metazoa, Chordata, Actinopteri, Syngnathiformes, Syngnathidae. Bases 2426 to 8494 code for a protein of 2022 amino acids. The record is from RefSeq and is a predicted model, not a curated record. Gene Ontology annotation, molecular function: DNA-binding transcription factor activity, RNA polymerase II-specific; RNA polymerase II transcription regulatory region sequence-specific DNA binding. Gene Ontology annotation, biological process: positive regulation of transcription by RNA polymerase II; regulation of neuron differentiation. Gene Ontology annotation, cellular component: nucleus. The transcript has 19 exons.